CCCACCACAGCUGCUAUUCAGCUAGCAACGUAACUACAAACUACGGACGCAAACCAAUUUUCAUUCGAUAUUGUCCAACAUAUUAUCACUAUAAAACAAGCAAUUCAAUAUGCCCACCACAAGACGAUCAACCGGUGGUGCCCGAGCCCGCCAGGGACCGACAAAGGGACAAUCAACUAUAAGCUUUGCCAGCAGCGUUACGAAAGCAAUUCCCAAAGAUAUUAAAAACAACGUUAUAUCCGCCCCCAUCAGGACAAAGGUAGAAGUUACUGAGCCUGUGGUUAAGGAUGUUGUUGAAGAAGAAGAACAAGACGAUGACGAGGAAGAGGACGAAGAGCCAGAGAAGCCCUCCGUGCAGCCUACAGAGGAGAAGUCAAAGGAAGAGCAGCUGGCGGAGGAUAUAACUGAUGCGCAAGUGAACAAAUACUGGAAGUCUAUUGAGAGCGAGCGCAAAGCUCCCAGAGUUCACCAAGAAGGAUUGUCUACAAACGAAAAGCUGCUACGAUACUUUGACGUUAGUUCGCAAUACGGGCCUUGCAUUGGUAUCCCAAGAAAGAAGCGCUGGGAGAGAGCCCACCGCCUUGGGCUCAACCCUCCCCUCGAGGUCCUCGCCGUGCUCCUGAAGGAGACAUCUAAAGGCAAUAAAACCGUACAGGUCACCGAGAUUGACCAAAUUCUGAACUCAUCAGCGGCUGUAGAAGCAUAAUGGUCAUCUUUUGGUAUUGAUUUAGAGGUUUUAGCGUUUGAUACUGUUUGGCGUUUUGCACCUGGGUAUGAUCUCGGACGACGGAGCUACUUUUGCUGGGAUACUCUUCGCUCAUGCGGCACUGGAAAGUGUCAGAGAAAGAUUGCUUGGAGGGUCUUGCUGUAAUUAUUCUUUCUUUCUUUCUUU
Molecule: messenger RNA, 892 nt
Organism: [Torrubiella] hemipterigena
Lineage: Eukaryota; Fungi; Ascomycota; Sordariomycetes; Hypocreales; Clavicipitaceae
Source: the annotation of a GenBank genome assembly